Messenger RNA from Colletotrichum orchidophilum, 1611 nucleotides. Its product is annotated as defects in morphology protein 1. Bases 1 to 1611 code for a protein of 536 amino acids. Gene Ontology annotation, cellular component: nucleus; mitochondrion. The record is from RefSeq and is a predicted model, not a curated record. The transcript is spliced from 2 exons. Gene Ontology annotation, biological process: interstrand cross-link repair. Lineage: Eukaryota; Fungi; Ascomycota; Sordariomycetes; Glomerellales; Glomerellaceae. Gene Ontology annotation, molecular function: single-stranded DNA 5'-3' DNA exonuclease activity.
AUGUCUUCCUCCUUUUCUCUUGAUUCAGACGACGAAUAUGGCUACGAUCUUUCUUUGGAGGACGAGACUUUGCUGAGCCAGCUCAUUACCGACAACCCCGCCCCCACCUCUACCUCCUCGCGGAACCCCGCCGCUCCUACAAUCGCUUCAGACUUUGGCAUUGACACCGUCGCUGAAGAGGAGUUUCGCCUCAACGAUGCUCUUUCCGACGCCCUCUCUUACCGUACGACUGGCACAGCCAAGGGCCCUUUACGAUCUAGUCGGAGUCGCUCAAAGGCGACCUUUGCCGAAGAUACGAAACAGGCAGAUCUUUCCCCGACGUCACCUAGCCACUCCGUCACCUACCCGGAUUUGAGUAGAGCCCUCUCGAAUAGCAAUGCCGCUCCCUCAUCGCCAAGACCACUCGAGAAAGCCUCCCCUGAGCCAGAGAAUGAUACCCGAUCGCCGCUUGUGCGGUUUCGCUCGUUUCCUCGGAAGCCAUUUACCGUCACCGACUUGACUUCCGGCGCCUGGUGCGAGCUGCAGUACUUUUAUACACUCACCCGCCUGCCCUAUGGCCGGAGGACUCGCACGGCGGCGAUGAAGCAGGGGACAAAGGUCCACCAAGACCUCGAAGACGAAGUGCACACCACCGUCCGCGUCGAGAUUACGAGCAAAGAAGACGGCUUUGGUCUCCGGAUGUGGAAUCUUAUCCAGGGACUUCGAACACUCCGAGAUACCGGCAUGACCCGCGAGCUCGAGGUAUGGGGAUUCGCUGACGGGAACCUAGUCAAUGGUGUCAUUGACGGUCUGAGCUACGAGAACCCGGAUCCGGAGUUCACGGAGCAGCUGAGCCAGGAGUCUGAACAAAAACAGUCGAGCAUCACCGACUACUUCCCCUCCAAGAAGCAGGCGAGUAUACCACAGAUCUAUCUGACGGAUGUGAAGACGCGAGGGUCCAUGAAAGCGCCGAACAACCCAGCGUUGCUGCGGCCGGCAAAGGUGCAGCUCUUCCUCUACCAGAGGUUCCUGUCAGAAAUGGCGGCGGACAAGCUGGACUACCUUCGCAUCUUCCGACGGUACGGUCUAGAUCCGGAUGUGCCAUUUUCCGACUCGUUCAUUGCCCAGAUUGGCAGCCUCCACGACGAGCUGUUUUUCGAAUCAUUACCUGAUAGAAACUAUAUCCCGCCAUCUCCCAGCGCAGCGGCCCUCGAUGCUGAAAUAGAUGAAGCGAACCAAGAAAGCACCUCGGCGCCAGACUUUGUCAAGUACAGAACACUCCGGGAACUGCUCCCGCUUCUCGCAUCAGAACUGCGCCAAACAUUCCCUCACGGCGCCGACUCCGUGGGUCGGCUUCUCGCUGUGGAGUACAGAUACCGCGGAGACGGCUCGCUCAUUGACAGCCACGUGUUCCCCAUGGACGACCGGGCGCUGAACCUCUACCUGGAUAGCACAAUGGAGUGGUGGCGGGCAGAUCGACAGCCACGGGGCGUGCAGAUUGAGGAGGCAUACAAGUGUCGCAUGUGCGAGUUUGUUGGCGACUGCACAUGGCGGUCGGCCAUGGACGAGGAAAGGUUGCAGAGCACGCGGCAGCGUUUGGCUAGUCGGAGUAAGCAUGGUACGAGUGGUUGA